This is a messenger RNA of Colletotrichum destructivum, 1335 nucleotides long. Its product is annotated as Putative peptidase S8/S53 domain, peptidase S8, subtilisin, Ser-active. NCBI's taxonomy places the organism in Eukaryota, Fungi, Ascomycota, Sordariomycetes, Glomerellales, Glomerellaceae. The record is from RefSeq and is a predicted model, not a curated record. The transcript has 2 exons. Gene Ontology annotation, molecular function: serine-type endopeptidase activity. Bases 1 to 1335 code for a protein of 444 amino acids. Gene Ontology annotation, biological process: proteolysis.
AUGACGCCUAUUCGCUUCGUCACUAUUUUUAUUGCAUUGAUAUCAUUAUGUUUGUCCCAAGAGUUGCACCCAAUGGCCUCUGCAUCAGAUGUUGCCGGGUCUUCAACAGGCAGUAACAACGAUGACCCUUCAAACCGCGACGAAUCGUCCAAGGCCACACGAGCAACUCCGGCCAGCACAGUCGAUGCCAAAUACAUCAUCUGGGCCAGAGAAGGUAUCUUAAAAGAAGAUGCCGACAGCUUCUACAAUACUCUUGUAGGCAUAGUUGGAAACAAAGACGAGCUCAGCAAGGUUAGAGCGGAUGGCGUUGUCGACAGAGUUGAAGCCGAUGUGCAACUUCGUGUUGAAAGGCCUGGUGGUACUGCCGCCAUUAGAAAACGAGAUAACGUUCAGCGGCGCCCUAGCGAUGACAGGCCUAUAAUCGACCUUCGAAUGCUUUCAACGCCGCCGCAGACUCCGCUUCUCGAUUACUAUGCCUACGACGAUAGCGCUGGCGAGGGGAUAACCAUUUACAUGAUCGAUAGCGGCCCGUUCGGCUUCGAGCAUUCUGAGCUUCAGCCCAUGGAUUCAUCUAUCACCCGCGAGAAUAUCGACGUAAUGGAUCGCCCUGAGCUAAUUGAUGAUAACUCCUAUCAUGGCACCUGUGUAGUUUCAAAGGCUGUUGGCAAUAAGGUUGGCGUAGCCAGGCGAGCCAACCUCAUUACAAUCCGCAUAGAUAUCACACCCGGCAAAUUUCGCUUCAUUAAAGCCUGGGAAACUAUCCGCGACGACAUCAAGAGCAAGGGUCUGCAAGGAAAGGCCGUUGUUUCAUCCUCGGCUGUGUUUGUAGCAACGAACGACCUCGAAUACAACCGGAAAACACUUUUCGAGUUGCAAGAUUUAGUGCAAUCGAUUACCGAGAUGGAUGUGCCUGUCAUCUGCCCGGCCGGUAACAGUGCUGACAAACCCAAAGGGUCUAUCGAACCAAAUACUCUCCCAGCAGUGCUGGCCGAGCGGCUGCCCGUCAUCGUGGUUGGCUCGGCUGCCGUCGGCGGGACUAUGUCCAGGUUCAGCCAGCGCGGGAGAUUGUUGACUACUUGGGCGGUUGGAGAAGAGAUCCAGUGCGCUAAUAGAGAAAGCGAAAACGGCCUUCUUACUACAGAGGGCACUUCAGUUGCCGCUCCCCAAAUAGCAGGUCUUGCGGCUUACUUCAUGUCGCAUCCGAAAUUCCGCCUUCAGUUAAGGCCAGGCACAGUAGCAAAGGACAUGCAGAGCCUAAUACGCAGGUACUCGCACCCGCGUGCCCGAGCCUUUCACUACCCAGGUAUAGCCUGGAACGGAUUCAAACCGGCGUAA